Molecule: messenger RNA, 2670 nt
Organism: Penicillium alfredii
Lineage: Eukaryota; Fungi; Ascomycota; Eurotiomycetes; Eurotiales; Aspergillaceae
Product: PE repeat family protein
Exons: 2
Coding region: 1-2670 (889 amino acids)
Source: RefSeq, a predicted model, not a curated record
AUGUCCCUCAAGUUGAAGCCCCGCAACACGACCCACCGGCAGCAGAGCCGGCAGAUGAUUCUCAGCCUCCGGACGAUUCUGCCGAGCCUGGGAAGGACACUGCUGGAACAGGCCCCCGAAGAAAAGCCAGCAGAGGAAAAGGUAGAGGAGCAGCCGAAAAAGAAGGGCAAGAAGGGUAAGAAAGAGAAGGCCAAAAAGGAUAAGAAGGGAAAGGCUGCAAAGUCUGAGCCCGAACCUGAGCCCGAACCUACACCUGAGCCAGCUGCCGCGGAGCCUGAGCCGGCGGCAGAACCUGAGCCCGAACCAGAGCAGCCUGCUUCGAUUGAGGCUGCUGAUGCUCCGUCCCCCGAUGAGGCACCAGAGAAACCGACAGAACCGGAAGGACAGGCUGCUGAGCCAGAGGCUAAACCCGAAGAGGCCGCAGCAGAUCCUGCUGAGGAUGCUCCGCCUACAGAAGAAGAGCGUGCCAGGGAACCAGAGGCCACGCCAGCCGACGACAAAUCCGCCCCUGAGGCUGCUGAAGAAAAGACCGAUGCUGCUGCGGCUGAUCCCGUUGACGAAGCCCCGAAAGAAGUGCCUACAGAGGAAACACCUGUAGCAGAGGAGGCACUAACGCCAGCGGAAGAGCCGGAGCCGGAGCCAGAACCCAAGUCCGAACCUGAACCGCAGCCAGAUGCAGCCGAAAAUGUACCGACUGAAGCGGAGAAACCCACGGCAGAAGAGACUUCGGAAGAUCCAGCUGCAGAAAAGGCACCCGAGGAGCCAGAGGUGGCGGAUGCAACCCCCACAGAGGAGCUGGCUCCUGUAGAGGAAGCACCCACUGCAGUGACAGAACCCAUCGAGGAGAAGCCGGUUGAGGUGGCACCGAAAGAGGAGCCAGAGGCGCCGCCAGCAACCGACGUACCCGAAAGCGAGCUGGCCGCUGCUGAUGAACCCGCCAACGAUGGUCCCGCUGGUGCAGAACCUGCCGAGGAGCCUGCUGUAAAGGAGCCACCGACUGAGGACGCUUCAGAAGAGCCUGCUCAGGAGAACCCGGUUGUCGAAGAGCCCACUGUCGUGGAAACUGCUCCAAGCCCUCCAGCUGAAGAACCUGCUGCUGCUGUCGAGGAACCCGCGGCCGAUGCGCCAGCUCCUGAAGAACCUGCAGCAGAGGAGCCUCCUGCCGACAAAGAGCCCCCUGCAGAAGAAAAACCAGCGGCAGCCCCGGAAGAACAACCAUCAACUGCAAGCACCCCAGACGCUCCAACCGAAGAAGCAACUCAAGAGCCUACUCCUGAGUCGGAAGCAACUGAGCCAGUCGCGCACGCACCUGUGGAGCCACCUGCGGAAGAAGAAGCAGAGGCCCCUGCUAGCGCCUCUGCUGAAGAAGCACCUUCUGAGUCUCAGCCUGUGGAGGCACCCGCUCAAGUUAGCCCUGAAGAAGCUCCAGCUGCAGCCGAGGAGGCUCCAAAGGAGGCCCCACAAGAGGAUGCACCUGCCCCUGAAAUUCCGCCUGAAGACGUGGCUCCUGCUGAAGCUGCAUCCGAAGAGGCACCAGCAGAUGCGCCUGCCCCCGAGGAGCCAGCAUCAGAAGCCGACGCAGCCCAAGAAGCCCCCGCCGAAGAGCAACCAGCGGAGGAUCCAGCUCCUGCUGAGGCUCCUGCUGAGGCAACUCCGGCUGUUGAAGAACCUGCACCCGAGGAGACGCCUGCAUCAGCAGAUCCCGCGCCAGAGGAAGUCAUUGCUGGUGCAGAAGUACCCCGCGAGGAGCCCGCCGAAGAACCCACCGAGGCAUCAACCGAAAGGCGUAACUCGCGGCGCCGCAAGCGGCGGUCCACCUACGUGGAGCGCGAGCGCCGCCACUCCAAGACCUCAUCUGAAGGGCGCCGGGAUCAGCUUCGGCGCCAGAAGAGCGAACGUGGCCUAUUCACCAACCGAUGGGCCAAGGCUCUGGAAGAGGCCCGGAGGCAGCACGACGAAAAGGUUCGAGCCGACACGCACAGCCAGAGAAAGCAACGCGCACUAGUCGUCGAGCGAGAGCGCAGCGGCGUCCCACCAUCCGAGAAGCCGAGACGCUCUGAGCGCGCCGCUGCAAAGGAGCGGGACGCAGACUUCAUUGAAACUAAGCCUCGUCGCCGUUCGUCUGAUGAUCACUCGGCAGAAAGCCAAGCGCGAGAGCAGGCCCGUUCCUCCAAACCUCCGGCGUCCUCGAAGGGGGCCCCGGUCCCGGCACCCAAACCCCGUGCGUUCCUGCGAUACAUGACUAACGGCCAGUCGGAUACCAACGGGCCUCUUCUGCGCGUGAACACCACCAAAGCCGCCGCCCCGGCACCCGAGAAGCCGCGGCGCGCCUCAACAAGUCAUAGUCACGGCAGCGGCCGUCACGAGCGUCCGUCGAGCGAAGAGAAACGCUCCAGUGGCCGGUCCAGUGGAUCUCAUUCUCGGCACGACGACGACAACUCCCGGCACGAGGCUUCCAAAUCGCGGAGACGCGCCCCCGACGAGUCGGGACACAGCAAGCCGCGGGAGCGAGAGAGAAAGCCUGAGAGCUCCCGUCGCCAGCACCAGCACCCAAGCGGCCGCGAGCAGAGGACUCAUCAUCGCCGGCACCGGCGUGAGGAGUCCCCGCCUCCGCCGCCGCGGGAGGAUUCGAAGCUGAAGGGAAUUUGGAGAGCCAUUACUGCUUAUUAA